Fusarium vanettenii 77-13-4 is the source of this 1437-nucleotide messenger RNA. RefSeq lists its product as uncharacterized. The record is from RefSeq and is a predicted model, not a curated record. The transcript is spliced from 2 exons. The coding region runs from base 1 to 1437 and encodes 478 amino acids. Gene Ontology annotation, biological process: L-valine catabolic process. Gene Ontology annotation, cellular component: mitochondrion. Gene Ontology annotation, molecular function: 3-hydroxyisobutyryl-CoA hydrolase activity. NCBI's taxonomy places the organism in Eukaryota, Fungi, Ascomycota, Sordariomycetes, Hypocreales, Nectriaceae.
AUGGUUCAGCAAGCAAAGGUCUUGAGCUCCUCUCUCGGGGCUCGACAGCUAUCUACCGAAGCGACCUCGAUCAAGGAGCUGCGCGACGAUGAACCCAACGAUGUCGUUUUCGAGAGCAAGUAUGGUCUGCGCACCGUCAUGCUCAACCGACCCAAAAAGCUCAACUCUCUCAAUGCUUCCAUGAUCCGCAAGAUUGUUCCCCGGCUGGUGGAGUGGGAAAAGUCCGACCUGGCCAACGUUGUCGUCAUGAAGGGUGCUGGUGAAAAGUCUCUGUGCGCUGGAGGUGAUGUCGCUGCCCUCGCCCACUUCAACCAGCAAGAGGACGGAUGGAAGAAGUCAGCCGAGUACUUUGCCCUCGAAUACAAGCUCGACCACUACAUUGCGACAUAUCAGAAGCCCUACAUUGCCUUCAUGGACGGUAUCACCAUGGGUGGUGGUGUUGGUCUCAGCGCCCAUGCUCCAUUCCGGAUUGCGACCGAGAAGACUGUCUUUGCCAUGCCCGAGACCACCAUCGGCUUCUUCCCCGAUGUUGGCGCUUCCUUCUUCCUCCCCCGAAUGAACGGAUCUGUCGGAACCUACCUGGCGCUGACCAGUGACCGACUCACUGGUCCUAAUGUCUUUUACUCUGGCAUUGCCACCCACUACCUCCACUCCACCAGCCUGCCCGAUCUGGAGGCUCGCCUGGCUGAGCUCCGGUUCCGAGACAGCGACGACCUGCCUGCACGACUGGCCCUUAUCAACGAGACCCUGGAGGAGUUCUGUACCGGCCUCCCCUAUGACCAGCCCUUCGCCCUGAGCGGCGAGAUUCGUCGGGCCAUUGACAGGUGCUUCAACAAGAACACCAUCAGCGACAUCAUUGCUGCCUUGGAGUCCGAGCGGGGUGCGACUGAGGAGUGGGCGCAGAAGCAGAUCAAGACUCUGCACAAGCGGUCACCCACCGCCGUGCACGUGGCCCUCCGCCAGAUGCGCGUCGGUGGCGAGUGGGAUAUCGCUGAGACCUUCAAGAAGGAGCACCAGAUCUCAUCCAAGUUCAUGCAGCAUCCUGACUUCACCGAGGGUGUGACGGCUCUGCUCAUCCGCAAGGAGACGCCCAAGUGGUCGCCCGAGUCCCUGGAGGACAUUGCUACCAAGGACAACGUGACCAAGCCCUUCUUCGAGUUUGACCCGGAGAGCGACAUCGAGCUGUUCACCGAUCGGACAUACUCGGAAUACCCUCACCAGAGUAUCGGAGUCCCCACCGAGAAGGAGAUUCGCAAGGUUCUCUCUGACGGCAGCUACAGCCAGGAGGAGCUAGCCAACAUCAUCAUCGCAUCUCGCCGGGGUCGCCAGGGUAUCUCGGAGGUGGUCAAGGAGAUCAUCGCCCGCAAGACCGAUGUGGACGCCCGCGGCAAGGCUAGGUGGUUGGCAGAUGAGUCCACGCCUGGAAGCAAAUUGUAA